AAAGAAAAACAAAAAGGUGAAGCAAUUGAAAACACUACCAAACGGUCCGAACCUAUAUAUACAGAAAGAGGGGGGCACAUAGAAUCGUUCUAGACGACUUCAAAAUCCAAGAGAGAGAAACAAAACACGAAAAUGGCGGAUUAACAGGAACUUCUCGUUCUUCCGUUCGAUUUUAUUUCGUCAAUAAAUCUGUUAACCGAAUUCGGCUGCGUAUUUUUGGGUUUCUAGGGCAGAGAUAUGAUGAAUUCUAUGGGCUGAGGGAGAUUGAUGGAUUCAGCGCGGAGUUGGCUGCAUAAGUUUCAACCAAGAGAUCGGUUGAGGUCGAAUACUAAAAAGAGGGAGUCAAUGGCUGACGGUGAGGUUUCAAAUAGCCCGGAGAUGGAUGAAGAGGUCUCGAAUAUAACAAAGCAGAAGGUUGCUGCAGCUAAGAAGUAUAUCGAAAACCAUUACAAGGAACAAAUGAAGAAUUUGCAAGAGAGGAGAGAACGGCGAAUCCUACUUGAAAAGAAAUUGGCUGAUGGUGACGUUUCAGAGGAAGAUCAGAACAACUUGCUUAGAUUUCUAGAGAAGAAGGAAACCGAAUACAUGCGCCUUCAAAGGCACAAAAUGGGAGUUGAUGAUUUUGAGCUACUCACAAUGAUCGGAAAGGGAGCAUUUGGUGAGGUCAGAAUUUGCAGGGAGAAGACAACAGGCACUGUAUACGCCAUGAAAAAGCUUAAGAAAUCAGAAAUGUUACGUAGAGGUCAAGUUGAGCAUGUGAGAGCUGAAAGGAAUCUUCUUGCUGAGGUGGACAGCAAUUGCAUUGUUAAGCUUUACUGCUCAUUCCAAGAUAACGAAUAUCUAUAUCUCAUAAUGGAAUAUCUACCUGGUGGAGACAUGAUGACGUUACUUAUGAGGAAAGAUACGUUAACUGAUGAUGAAGCCAGAUUUUAUGUUGCUGAAACAGUUUUAGCAAUUGAAUCCAUACACAAACAUAAUUAUGUGCAUCGAGAUAUCAAGCCUGAUAAUUUGCUACUGGAUAGAUAUGGGCAUUUGAGAUUAUCAGAUUUCGGAUUGUGUAAACCGUUGGAUUGUAGUACAUUAGAAGAAAAAGAUUUUACAACGGUGGAUAACGGCUCCAAUUCAACAGGCGAGGGGAAUUCGGCUGCCCCAAAACGCACACAACAAGAACAGUUGCAGCAUUGGCAGAAAAAUAGGAGGACACUUGCUUAUUCGACAGUUGGUACUCCUGAUUAUAUCGCUCCAGAGGUUCUAUUGAAGAAGGGUUAUUCACUGGAAUGUGACUGGUGGUCUCUUGGUGCUAUCAUGUAUGAAAUGCUUGUUGGAUAUCCACCUUUCUACUCCGAUGACCCGAUGUCAACUUGUAGGAAGAUAGUACAUUGGAAAUCACAUUUGAAGUUUCCACAAGAAGCACAGCUUUCUCUAGAAGCAAAAGAUCUUAUCAGCAGACUGCUCUGUAAUGUCAACCACAGGCUGGGUUCAAAAGGCGCAGAUGAAAUAAAGGCUCAUCCCUGGUUUAACGGUAUUGAUUGGGAAAGAAUAUAUCAAAUGGAAGCUGCAUUUAUUCCAGAAGUUAAUGAUGAAUUGGAUACUCAGAAUUUUGAAAAAUUUGAAGAGUCAGAACACCAAACCAAGAGUUCAUCAAGAUCCGGACCAUGGAGAAGGAUGCUCUCGUCUAAGGAUAUUAACUUUGUUGGCUACACAUACAAGAACUUUGAGAUUGUGAAUGAUUAUCAAGUCCCUGGAAUGAUUGAACUGAAAAAGAAGAAAACCAAACCAAAGAGACCAACUAUCAAGUCACUGUUUGAGGAAGAACCGGGCAACGAUUCGACAUAAGGGCACUUUUGGAAAUCCUUCUUGCGCAGUCAAAGCUAUUCUCGUUGCUCGAUUACAUACGAAGGGGCGAAAAAUCGUUAUGGAUACCAAGUUUGGUUAAAAAAUUACAUAUUUGUUGUGAAGUUCAUUUUCGUUUUGAUUAUUAGUUAUCAAAAUUAAAUCUAGAGGCCGUUGACGAGUUAUUUGCAAAUGUUGGAAGAUCGUUUUUCUUGCUCAUCUUGAGCCGACAGAAAACUUGUGUACAAAGAGCCAAAUAUUGUACCUUGAUUGACCAUAGUUAAAUUACUAGUCAGCUGUGCAUUUCCGUUGGUUUAAA
Helianthus annuus (common sunflower) is the source of this 2152-nucleotide messenger RNA. Its product is annotated as serine/threonine-protein kinase tricorner. Gene Ontology annotation, molecular function: ATP binding; protein serine/threonine kinase activity. Gene Ontology annotation, biological process: peptidyl-serine phosphorylation; intracellular signal transduction. The record is from RefSeq and is a predicted model, not a curated record. The coding region runs from base 268 to 1836 and encodes 522 amino acids. NCBI's taxonomy places the organism in Eukaryota, Viridiplantae, Streptophyta, Magnoliopsida, Asterales, Asteraceae. The transcript has 15 exons.